AUGUCCGAAAAACUCCCCUUCGCGCACCCGGCGCCCGAGCUCACGGCUCCGGAACCACGUCGCCGCCGGACCGCGUGGUGGUCCCUCAUUCCCGCCGCCCUUCUCCUUGCCUACCUUCACAAGCCGUCCGCCUCGGCCAUCCCGUUCCUCGGCCACGGCCACCACCGCAACGCUUCCCCCGCCGCCAACGCCUGCCACCAGGUCGACCCCCUCUUCCCGACCCAGAACUCAUCUGGCCUCACCAAUCUGGACUCAUACCUCGACAGCCCCAAGUUCCGCAACGAGACCGUUGCCCGCCUCUCGGGUGCCGUCCAGAUCCCCACUGAAUCCUUUGACAACUACGGCCCCGUCGGCGCCGAUGACCGCUGGGACAAGCUCCUCCCCUUCUCCGCCUACCUCGCAAAAACCUUUCCCAAGGUCCACGAAACCCUCCGUCUCGAGCGCGUAAACACCCACGGCCUGCUCUACACAUGGCAGGGCUCCGAUGACAGCCUCAAGCCCACCGUCCUCAUGGCCCACCAGGACACCGUCCCCGUGGCGCCCACUACCAUCGACAGCUGGACGCACCCGCCCUGGAGCGGCGCCUACGACGGAACCUACGUCUGGGGCCGCGGCGCCAUGGACUGCAAGAACUCUCUCAUCGGCAUCCUCGAGUCCGUCGAGCUGCUCAUCGACGCCGGCUUCGCCCCCAAGCGCACCGUCAUCCUGUCCUUUGGCUUCGACGAGGAGGUUUCCGGCGAGCGCGGCGCGGGACACCUUGCGCCGUUCCUGCUGGAGCGCUACGGCAAGGACGGCGCCGCCAUCAUCGUCGAUGAAGGAUCCGGUUUCGACACCCAGUGGGGCCAGACGUUUGCCAUCCCCGGCACGGCCGAGAAGGGCUACAUCGACGUCGAGGUCAUUGUGCGCACGCCCGGCGGCCACAGCUCCAUCCCGCCCGAGCACACCGGCAUCGGCAUCCUCUCGGAACUCAUCACGCACAUCGAGGCGAACCUGUACAAGCCCGAGCUCAUCUCCGGUAACCCGUACCUCGAGAAGCUCCAGUGUGGCGCCUCGUACGCGCCAGAGUUCCCCGACAACCUGCGCAGACUCCUCCCCGCCGACACCAGCAAGCAGAUGUGCAAGAAGAAGACGGACCGCCUGGCCAAGGAGGCCGCCAAAGCGGGCCCGCAGGUAAAGUACCUCUUCACCACCUCCGUGGCGACCGACAUCAUCGAAGGCGGCGUCAAGAUCAACGCGCUACCGGAGCGCGUCCGGGCCGUCGUCAACCACCGCGUCAACGUCGGCGACAAGACGGCCAGCGUGCAGGAGAAGCUCGCCGCCAUCGUGCGCCCCGUCGCCGAGAAGUAUAACCUCACCCUCCACGCCUUUGACGACGAGGCCGAGACGCCGUCGAGCAUCACGCUCAAGGGCAACGAUAAGGUGCUCGAGCCCGCACCCGUGACGCCGACGUCAGUGGAGGGCGUGACGCCGUAUGGAAUCCUGUCGGGUACCACGCGCGCCUUGUACGGCGAGGAGAUUGUUGUGUCGCCGGGUAUUAUGACCGGUAACACGGAUACCCGGUACUACUGGGACCUCACCCAGCAUAUCUUCCGCUUCCUUCCCGGAUAUGAUCCCGAGAGCGACGAGUGGGCGGGUGUUCACACCGUCGAUGAGAAGACGAGCGUCUUGGGCCACGUUAACCUCGUCAAGUGGUACACCAUCUUUUUGAGGAACAUUGAUGAGGCCGAGUUUGCUUAA
This is a messenger RNA of Colletotrichum godetiae, 1737 nucleotides long. Its product is annotated as peptidase family M20/M25/M40. Gene Ontology annotation, cellular component: fungal-type vacuole lumen. The record is from RefSeq and is a predicted model, not a curated record. Bases 1 to 1737 code for a protein of 578 amino acids. Lineage: Eukaryota; Fungi; Ascomycota; Sordariomycetes; Glomerellales; Glomerellaceae. The transcript has a single exon. Gene Ontology annotation, molecular function: metallocarboxypeptidase activity.